AUAGGUUAAUUAAGCGUAAUGUGCAAAAUUUUAUAAAUUCAACAAAUUAUUAAUUAAAAUUUUGUUUCUCCUGGAUGUAAUAAAGACGCUCUAAAGUGUACAACGUUUUAUUGUAAAAAUUACAAAAGUUUAAAUGAAAAAUCGUAAAAUAUUCAAACCGUAAAAUGUGUAAAACAAAAUUGAUUACAUCAAUUUUGGAACGUGUUCUUAAAACGCCUAAUUUCGGGCAAUGUUUACAAAAGCUCCAAAUAAUCUCAGCAGGAAAUGGAAAUUGUAAAGCACAAUUAAUCAUAUCAGAGGAGCAUUUAAACUUAGGUGGUACUUUGCAUGGGGGUUUCACAAGUACACUAAUUGAUUGUGUUUCUACAUAUGCGAUAAUGACACAUGAAAUUAAUUCACCAGGUGUCUCAGUAGAUUUAAAUAUUACGUUUAUGAAACCUGCAUUUCCUGGAGACCUGAUAACAAUUGAUGCCAAAACUAUACGUGCUGGAAAAACACUAGCGUUCCUUGCAGUAGAUAUUACAAAAGACGAGGGGAAACAUGUAAUUGCUCAUGGACGGCACACAAAAUUUGUUGGACAGAAAUAAAGCAGUACAUAUAUUGUUGUAUAGUGUUAAUAUUUAAUGAACACAAUACUUUAGUACAUGGAUAUAUUAUAAAACCUGAAUAUGUUCCAGUAAUGUUUCAAUGUGUAUAUAGUAUGUAUAUGUUUAUAUAUCUACACAAGUGAAUACAAUUUCUUUACUGGA
Molecule: messenger RNA, 749 nt
Organism: Bombus pascuorum
Lineage: Eukaryota; Metazoa; Arthropoda; Insecta; Hymenoptera; Apidae
Product: acyl-coenzyme A thioesterase 13
Exons: 3
Coding region: 165-587 (140 amino acids)
Molecular function (GO): fatty acyl-CoA hydrolase activity
Source: RefSeq, a predicted model, not a curated record